AUGCAGCUCUCUUCCAGUGUGGCUGAACUCAGCUGUGACGAGACGAUGGACCCACCCGCUGAGGACUUCCAGCAGGUCCUGUCCAUCGACCAAAUCCGCUCCAUCCGUGCCAGCAACAACUACGUGGAGAGACCGGCCAUCUGCUUCCAGCAAGCCCGCUCCAACCCGUCCCUGUCGCAGCCACCGCACAAGCAAGAGUGGUCCCAGGACCGCCUGGUGUCUUCCACCUUCCAGGACCUGCACCGCAGCCACAGCCAACAGCACCAGAUGCCACCUCUGCAGCCCCCACCCAGCUCCGUCUCCCAAAGCACCACCGCCUCCGACCAGCGCCUCCUGAGCAGCCUCACGCCUUCCCACUCCGGGCACUCCCUCAUCCGGACGCAGCCCCGGGCCGGCGAGCUGAAACCGGAGGAAUCGCCGCUGAAGGGGGUGGCGGAGAAGCCCACCCUCCACACCGGCCACCUCUUCAUCUGCGAGGAGUGCGGGCGAUGCAAGUGUGCCCGCUGCACGGCCGCCCGCAGCCUGCCCUCCUGCUGGCUCUGCAACCAGCGCCGCCUCUGCUCCCCCGACAGACUUGAGAGCCUCCUCGACUACGGGACUUGCCUCUGCUGCGUCAAGGGUCUCUUCUACCACUGCUCCACCGACGACGAGGACACCUGCGCCGACGACCCCUGCUCCUGCGGGCCGGGGUCCUGCUGCGCCCGCUGGGCUGCCAUGAGCUUCCUCUCUCUCCUCAUGCCCUGCCUCUGCUGCUACUUUCCUACCCUGGGGUGCCUCAAACUUUGCCAGCGGGGUUACGACGGUCUGAAACGACCCGGCUGCCGCUGCCAGAGCCACACCAACACGGUCUGCAGAAAGAUCUCCUCCUCCAGCGGCACGCCUUUCCCCAAGACGCUGGAUAAGCCGGUAUGA
Molecule: messenger RNA, 912 nt
Organism: Balearica regulorum gibbericeps (East African grey crowned-crane)
Lineage: Eukaryota; Metazoa; Chordata; Aves; Gruiformes; Gruidae
Source: RefSeq, a predicted model, not a curated record